CACGACACCCGUUUCAGCGCCUCGGCAAACGUCACACCCACCUCUUUCCCAAUUCCCAUACCAAGGUUCAUCUGAACUCAUUUGUAUCUCCACAGCAUUGCGACAAUUGACUUGCGCGACCGCAUCUUCUGCAACCUACUGCCUCUUUCCCGGUCAACAGAACGAAAAGGAACAAUGGCAGAGACUCUGGGGCCGUGGGUGCGAUUGGAGGGAAUAUCAAUAUCACAAUUGCCGUCCGGAGGCAAAGGCGUUGCGCCGAGCAAUCGAGACGGGACGGAGAAGUACAAUGACGAAUCUGCAGCUACUACGAAGCCGCCAACCCUACAGUCUUUCAUCCAGAAUACGCUCGAGGAAUCAAUCCCUUUCAUUGACGGCGUUGCGCCGAAGUCUGGCGCACAGCCAACAUGGAAAGUCAAAGGGUCGCCGAAAAAAUAUGCUGCUUCUGAAGCGCAGGUACAUCUCUACGAGCGGGUCGUGGCGGGAAAGGAUUUGGAUAAAGUUGAAGGAAUGAGCCAAUACAGUGCGGAUCGCAAAGACGAGACCUGGUAUUGCAGGCGGAGCUGUCAUCGGAAUGCACAGGAGCAGGGCACGGCUAGCUGGGAAGAGUUUAUACGUUGCUUCAAGGAGCACCAUGCGGAGUCAGAAGAUGCAUUUACGCCGUCUAUUAUUGGAGCUAGGCAGGCAAUGAGUUGGGAUACCAGUGGGAUCGAAGUCAAUGUGCGCGGGGAGCGGUGGACGAGUAUAAAUGUCGUGGUCGAGGAGAUGAAGCAUAAAAUAGACCCGAAACCUCUCAAGAACCGCACUUUUCCCGUAGUACAGGUCACCGCCGCACUCUUUGGAGCUUCCGAAUUUCUCGUCAUCUCAAUACCCAUCAACGACUUCGACAGAUCGCCAUAUGCCGAAUUCGCAAAAGACAAAAGUUUGGUCAUGGCGGCCUACGUGUCGGUUGAGCGCAUCCGGAUUCUGCCCAGUUCUGGAGAGAUUGAGUGGAUCAUGGCAACAGCUUCAAAUGCUGGGGGGGUUCUGCCGCAAUGGAUGCAGAAUAUGGCUGUGCCAGCAGCUAUUGCCAAAGAUGUGGAGAUGUUCCUCUCUUGGAUUCCGAGCCAGAGAUCAGGUGGCGGCGCCAAACCAGCCCCCAGCUCGAACGAUAAAGGGCUUCCAGCGGCUCCAUACAAUGGCAACGAGGCCCCUUCUCCGAUUUCGAAAACUUGAGACAAGGGCGCCGCAGAUGGGAAUCGAUUAUAAACGUGUGGCUGCUCUGGUGAACUGCAAAUUGGCAGAAUUAAUCAUGAAUGUAUGAGUAUGAAACGAUAGUGUAACGAAUAUGCUUGGAAGAGGGAAACCAUGUAUUAGUUUGCUUUAUCUAGUACUUGAGCGAUUUUUAUUGUCUGCAAACGCUGUGGCUUUAUAUUGCCUUUUGUCUCCAUGUUCUUCACGUAAUAAGGCUGCCGAUUGAGACGAAACUGACUAAUUAACCGACGAUAGAAAGUACGAUUUAUGC
Molecule: messenger RNA, 1501 nt
Organism: Cadophora gregata
Lineage: Eukaryota; Fungi; Ascomycota; Leotiomycetes; Helotiales; Ploettnerulaceae
Exons: 1
Coding region: 175-1212 (345 amino acids)
Source: RefSeq, a predicted model, not a curated record